AUGUUAGCGACGGCUUUUCCCUGUCGAUCCCUUUCAUCUCUAUUUCUUCGUCGUAGAGUGUCAUGUUCAUUAUGGAAUAAUUCAGCUAUUCGCACGACUUACUCAAAUGAAUUUACUAAAAAUGAAUUAUUACGACAGUAUAAUGAUAAGCAAGCGUCAACCUAUUUUGAUCAAUUUCGUUAUCUUCGUCAUUUAAAGGACGCACCGACAGCACCAUUAGCAUUCGGUUUGCUUGGCCUAGUUCCUUUUGCUGCAGUUCCCAUGUAUAUGUAUUCCACAGGAAUAUAUUCACCUGAUUUAGCAUUUACUCAAUUAGCUUAUUCAGCUUCGAUUCUUUCAUUCAUCGGAGGUAUUCGAUGGGGAACGCUUUUACGAGAAUCCAAUGAUUGGAAACAGUAUACAUACUCUAUUCUUCCAUCUGUUGCUGCUUGGUUAGCAUUACUUGUGCCUGGUCGAUGGUCGAUUCUGUGGGCAUUAUCAUCACUUCAAGGUUUCGGUUUUUAUGAUGUUACACAACCAGGCUAUCCUCUAUGGUUUAAAGGUCUACGGGUCCUUCUAACAGCUGUUUCAUCGUUAACUUUAUUUGCAACGUUGACACUUAGUUUUAUCCUACCCAAAAAAGAAGCAAUAACAAAAAACACUCAACGAACCAUGUAG
Messenger RNA from Adineta ricciae, 657 nucleotides. Lineage: Eukaryota; Metazoa; Rotifera; Eurotatoria; Adinetida; Adinetidae. The record is from the annotation of a GenBank genome assembly.